AUGAACAAGGAUUGGCAUAGUGAUCAUUUUUGCUGUUGGCAAUGUGAUCAAACACUCACCGGACAGAGGUACAUAAUGCGAGACGAACAGCCGUAUUGUAUUAAAUGCUACGAGGAUGUGUUUGCAAACCAAUGCGAUGAGUGUGCGAAACCAAUUGGGAUCGAUUCCAAGGAUCUCUCCUAUAAGGAUAAGCACUGGCAUGAGCACUGCUUCCUUUGUAAUAUGUGUAAAAUCUCCUUAGUGGAUAUGCCGUUCGGAAGUAAGAACGAUCGGAUUUUUUGCUCAAACUGCUACGAUCAAGCAUUUGCGACAAGAUGUGAUGGCUGCAAUGAGAUAUUCAGAGCAGGCAUGAAGAAAAUGGAGUACAAGGGAAAACAAUGGCAUGAUAAAUGCUUCUGUUGUGCACAUUGCAAAAAUCCGAUUGGAACGAAGUCCUUCAUCCCGAAAAACGAGGAUGUCUAUUGUGGUUCAUGCUAUGAGGAGAAAUUCGCCACACGAUGUAGUAAAUGCAGAAAGGUGAUCACCACCGGCGGUGUUACUUACAAAAAUGAGCCAUGGCAUCGUGAGUGCUUCUGCUGCACGCAUUGUAAUGUUUCUUUGGCUGGUCAAAGGUUCACGAGUAAAGACGAGAAGCCGUAUUGUGCAAACUGCUAUGGUGAACUGUUUGCGAAGCGUUGCAGUGCAUGUAUGAAGCCCAUUACUGGUAUUGGUGGUGCGAAAUUCAUCUCGUUUGAGGACAGACAUUGGCAUAAUGACUGUUUCAUGUGUGCUCAAUGCACAACAUCACUGGUAGGGAAGGGCUUCAUCACUGACGGCACCGAUAUUUUGUGUCCAGAAUGUGCAAAGGCACGAUUGAUGGCUGCCAACUCGUAA
Molecule: messenger RNA, 873 nt
Organism: Angiostrongylus costaricensis
Lineage: Eukaryota; Metazoa; Nematoda; Chromadorea; Rhabditida; Metastrongylidae
Source: the annotation of a GenBank genome assembly